Populus euphratica (Euphrates poplar) is the source of this 2074-nucleotide messenger RNA. RefSeq names its product zinc finger protein 4-like. The record is from RefSeq and is a predicted model, not a curated record. The transcript has 2 exons. The coding region runs from base 1074 to 1646 and encodes 190 amino acids. Lineage: Eukaryota; Viridiplantae; Streptophyta; Magnoliopsida; Malpighiales; Salicaceae.
CACCAAGCGUUUAAAAAAUCUGCCCGAGAAACUCCUAGACGAAGACCCCCACAUGGAUACUCUUGUCUGAAGGAAAACAAUAUUAAACUGGCAAGAGACCACUCCAUCUUAUUCUUGCUUUAAACACAAUUAUUGGCAAUUCCUUGCUCCCAUCACGAUUCAGCCCCCACCAACAUUAAAUCAAAAGGCAAUCAGAUAACAAAGGAACCCUACCACCACUGAAAUCAAUUUUUCCAUAGAGCUUUGAAGCUUAUCUCUUACUCCCUUCUCCGAAUAGUAAAUGCAUCUUUUCAAUGUCGUUAUCACAUAACAUACCGACUUGACAGCAUUGAACACUACAAAUGUCCCUCUCGGUAACUUGUGCCCACCAUUAUAGAAAUAUAUUGUUUACCUUAGAUACGCUGAAGAAGAAAAGCAUUGAAACAGAUAGUUAUUGUGAAUAAGAAUCAUUUACUGGUGAUCCUAUCUGCAGAGAUGGAUGGCUUGCUAUCAACAAAGGGAUCCAACUGUAAUCAAAAUCACUUAAAAAAUGGACACUUCUGCAUGUUCACAUUUAUCUACAAAGGCGAGUAGAUCCACCCAUCAUCUACGUAAAUAAACCCGAAUCUUAGAACCUUUAUACUGAAGACAGAUAAUUUUAUAUGUUUACGUGAUAUAAGAAGCACUGAAGGCAGAAUCAACUGAUUUUAAGAUCAUAUGAGUUUGACGACUGAUUGAAUUAUUGUUGAUUGUCAACCAUGAGUUUCCUUCGUUAAUCCAAAAGAGAACCAUGUAAAGUUGGCUUGGCUUGAGGAGUGAAAAGGUAAAGAAGGUGGAAGAAAGUGGGGAAUCCUAAGCUUGACAAGGGCAACGGUCAAAUGACAUAAGCAUUGCCCCAUGAUACACCAAGCCACUAGUGGGGUUGCUGAAUUGAGACCAAAUAAACUCAACUUCAUUUCCAUUGUUAAAUCCAUCUCCGUUUGUUUCCCCUCUCCUACUUCGGUCUACACCUCCAAGUCUGCUGCAAUUCUUCCACCCUUUCCCUAUUCAUCUCCCCUCCACACACCUCUAAGAAAGUUCAGAUUGGUGAAGAUAUGAUCUUCCAGGAAGAAGCAAUUGAAAUAAAAACCCUCAAACAUCAAAAUGAGAUUUUGAACGGCAACAAUAGCAAUGAAGGGUAUGAUGAUAACAAUCCAGGAGAGUGGCUGAAUCUGAGCCUAGGUGGAAAUUCACCCUCAACAGCAGGAGACUAUGACUCACAAUCAAGACCUACUUCUAGCAAGGUUUUCUCAUGUAACUUCUGUAGAAGGAAGUUCUUCAGCUCACAGGCACUCGGGGGUCAUCAGAACGCCCACAAAAGGGAGAGGGGUGCAGCGAGAAGAUACCACUCCCAGAGGAUGAUGACAAUAAUGGGUUUGCCAGUGAAUUCUCCGAUGGCUAGAUCACUUGGGGUCAGGCCCCACACCCUUGUGCACAAGCCAAAUAAAGAUGGAACGGCUAUUGCAGGGAGAUUUAAUGAAGCCAGUUCAGGAUUUGAUAUGUCAUGGAUGCCCUUCACAGUUGAUGAUACAACGGAUUUGACAUGGCCAGGCAGCUUUCGCUUGGAUCCACAACCACCAGAGACAUCAUCAGAGUCACUCAAGCUUGACUUGAACCUUCGACUCUAAUCAAUCCCUUUGUUGUGGUUCCAAAUUUUCUUCUCGCAGAACAGUUUUUGACGAACCAUCUAAUACAGAAACUAACACAGGUGGGCAACCAACCUUAUGAAGUGUUAAAAAUCAUACAGAUUCUGCCUGGUUCUAGAAGAAACAUGGAAAAUGCUCUGCCAAGUGUGCACGUCAUGUACGAGAAACCUAGAAAAUACCCCAACUCUUCAGUUCAAUUUCUGGAAAAAUAAAUGCCAGAUAACCAUAUUUAUAUGGCAGCUAACUAUAGGGAUUCCUUCAAUCCUAAUCAUCAACUUCCAGUUUUGAGCCACUGUACAUUUCUUUUCUAAGUGAUAAUGAAGUUUUUUUGGUACAAUAAUCAUACCAUUUCACGCCAUUAGUUAUUAAGCUAUCAUUUUUAAAAAUAAUGAUAAAGCAGUUUAACAUUA